AUGGCGAACUCGAGCAGCGAAUCGACGCAGUAUACCCUCUACAGUAGCCUUCAAACUGCACUUCAUGCAGACGUGGAUACUGGUGGCGCUUGGUCUUGUCAGCCCGGUGAUGCAUCUUGUCUCAUUGCUCCUCAUCAAUCGCUUUUUGAAGGGAGCCUGGACUUUCUUGGUCUUCACGGCAUGGUCGUCGCUCGCAUCGUUGUCGAUCAACCAUGGGCCGCACCUGGAAGGACGGUACCAGUGAGCCUCGCUAUCCGGGCUCUCGUCAACGUCUACCAGACUGUUCAGCGGAGUGGAAUCGGAGGUGCCAUCACAGAAUCUCUCUCAUAG
Messenger RNA from Serendipita indica DSM 11827, 330 nucleotides. NCBI's taxonomy places the organism in Eukaryota, Fungi, Basidiomycota, Agaricomycetes, Sebacinales, Serendipitaceae. The record is from the annotation of a GenBank genome assembly.